Messenger RNA from Saprolegnia diclina VS20, 1202 nucleotides. RefSeq lists its product as hypothetical. NCBI's taxonomy places the organism in Eukaryota, Oomycota, Saprolegniomycetes, Saprolegniales, Saprolegniaceae. The transcript has a single exon. The record is from RefSeq and is a predicted model, not a curated record. The coding region runs from base 83 to 1027 and encodes 314 amino acids. Gene Ontology annotation, molecular function: protein binding.
CAACCUCGUUGACGUGUCCCAGCUCGCGCGAGAUGAACUUGCUGCGCAGUCUCGCUUCCGCGUCCAUCUACAUACUUGCCGUAUGCUAUCCUCGGGCUUCUCGUCGCUCGCCGCGUCGCUGGCGACCACCGCCAACAUGGCGGCCUCGACGGCCCAGCUGCACGCCGCCGUCCUCUCGCACUCGGUGCACCUGCCCAAGCGCGUGAGCCAGCUCUGGUCGCACGUGGCCUACGAGUCGCAGCCCAGCGCGCUCUCCAAGGCGCCGUUGGACCUCGAUGCAGCGCUGCGCACGGCCGUUGCGCGCAAUUCACUCGAGACGCUCCGGCUGCUGCUCGACUAUGGUGCCAACCUCCACGCGACCGACGCCGACGCGCACUCGAUUCUGUACCUCGCUGCGUCGGCUGGCCACGCCGCCAUGACAGCCGAGCUCCUCACGCGUGGUGCGCGUGCGACGCCCGAGAUGCUCGAGGUGGCCAUUGGCCGCCACCAUACGAACGUUGUCAAGCUCCUCGUGCCGCACGUAGCGCCGACACUUGUCCACGUCCACGACGCGAUCGACGCCAACGCGCCACCUACGUUGGUCCAAAUGCUUCUGACGACCAUGGACGAUGUCGAUGCUAUGAUGAACAACAUGUCGCCGCUCAUGCGCGCUGCUUCCAAGGGCCACGCCCGCCUCUGCGACGUACUCCUCGACGCCAACGCCGACGUCUUUGCCGAGAACGAGGAUGGCGACACGGCCCUCCACUUUGCCUGCCGCGCCGGACAUAUGCAUGCGACGUACGUGCUUCUCCAGGCCGGCGCCGACAUGGACAUGCCCAACGUCGAUGACGAGUCGCCGUUCGAGGUGGCGUCGCCGCACCUGACGCCGCUCCUCGACUGCAACGGCGUCGUCGACGAAGCCAUCGUGCUGCAAUGGCAGCACCAACUCACGACCCGCGGGAGCAUCAUCCCCGCGGGCGUCCUCAAGAAGCGCGCCGCCAAGUACGGCGACCUGCCACUCACUACGAUUGCCGAAGAAGGCAACUAGACCGUGGACACGACUCGAUUCACUGGACUCCAGUAGACAACCCCAACACCAUUGCACGCGGUGCAAGGACACAAUACCAUCGUACUAUGUAGACUAUCUUCCGUCGUUGUACAGCCUUUUCCGCUUUUUUAAUAUAAGACACGACGCCCAUCAUGUCGGCUCGCUUGGUCAUCGA